AUGAACAAGAUAUUAUCUAUUUGUAUUGUUUCUUUGUUGAUUUGUGAGAGUUUUGGCCUUUCUCUUGGCCGAGAACAAAGUAGUGGUACCAAAGGAAUAUUGACGUGCAAUGGCAAACCAUUAGCUGGUGUUAGAGUGAAGUUGUUUGAUGAUGACAGAGGUGAGAACUAGGUUUACACAAGUGUUACUCAUUUUAUAUUUUUAAACAUAUUAUUAGUAGAAAACAGCAAAAAUAUUACUUUUAGUAAUAAUGGUAAUCGUUUCAUUAAAUGUAUAUAAUUGAUAAAAAUAUACUUUUAAAUAUACUUUUUGAACUUUUUGGCAAAUUAAAAUAAGAUUAUUUUAACUUUUUUUAAAAUAAAAAAUAGAUCUUUGUAGGUAUUGACUCAGAUGACUUGCUAGAUGAUUCAAAAACAAACGAGAAAGGAGAAUUUAAUUUGAGUGGAUCGACAAGUGAGAUCACUACAAUCGACCCCAAAAUAAACAUAUACCAUGACUGUGAAGAUGGUAUUCGAGUAAGUAAAUCUUUGUGUUUACUAUAAUUUUAACUUAUUGUUAGAACUAUAACAAUAUUUUAGUCUGUAGAGCUCGGUAUUUCAAGUAGCAAAUCGAAAUACAGUGUCAUAAUUAAGUCUUUUAUACUGUAACCAUUAUUUGCAUCAAAAUCUGUAGUUCUGCAUACUGUACUAUAUAUUUAACAUUUUCCAAAAUUUUACGUAGCUGUAACUUUCAAAGAACCAAAAGUUUGUUAACAAAACAGUAAAUAUUUACGGUAAAAGGCAUUAUUAGCAUCGAAAAUAAUAAUUAAAUUUGUUUACAGCCAUGUCAACGAAAGAUGACAAUAUUUAUUCCUGAUUCGUAUGUCUCAAGUGGUCCUCAUCCCAAGAAGAUCUAUGACGCCGGUACCAUCGAAUUGAGCGGCAAAUUUCCGGGCGAAGAAAGGGAUUGUCUCCACUGA
Bursaphelenchus okinawaensis is the source of this 958-nucleotide messenger RNA. The record is from the annotation of a GenBank genome assembly. NCBI's taxonomy places the organism in Eukaryota, Metazoa, Nematoda, Chromadorea, Rhabditida, Aphelenchoididae.